This is a messenger RNA of Hevea brasiliensis (rubber tree), 1567 nucleotides long. RefSeq lists its product as uncharacterized. The record is from RefSeq and is a predicted model, not a curated record. The coding region runs from base 288 to 1322 and encodes 344 amino acids. The transcript has 6 exons. NCBI's taxonomy places the organism in Eukaryota, Viridiplantae, Streptophyta, Magnoliopsida, Malpighiales, Euphorbiaceae.
GUAAAAGGUCUGGCAGCAGCAGAUGAAUGCCUUCACAUUAUCACAAUUAACAUAGACGUCCAGAGCGUGCAACGGUCUAAAAGCAUCCUAAUUAUUUUGUUCUUCACGAGAAAACCCUUUCUCUCUGCUUUUUAUUUUUUAUUUUUAAUAUUUUGAAUUCUUUGCCUUUUAUAUGGUAGUAAUAAUGAGUUGAAACGCGAGAGAUAAAGCUGGACAGUGAAUGUAAAGAAGGAAUCUGAGCUGCCAAAUGCCUUUUUUUCCUCUUCCUUUUCAAGCUAUCAAAAACUAUGCCUGACGAUCUUUGCUUCUUCUCUAAGGAUAUUUUCAUCAUAAAGGCUCCUAAGAAGUCUCCACUGUUACUAAGAAUGGUUGUUCUGGUGUUUGUAAUGGUCUGUGGUGUUUACACAUGCUCAAUUUGUCUUAAGCAAAUUAGCAUCCACAACAAUCCUGGAAUUUUGAGUGUUGGAGUGAUUGAAAAGCCAUGCCCAGAACCUAAUAUUGAACCCUGGGAAAUUCCUUAUGUGCACUACCCUAAGCCCAAAACUUAUAGCAGGGCUGAAUGUGCAUGCAAUCCGGUGCGGUAUUUUGCCAUUCUGUCAAUGCAGAGAUCUGGGAGUGGAUGGUUUGAGACUUUAUUAAAUAACCAUACUAACAUAAGCUCAAAUGGAGAGAUUUUUUCUGUUAAAGUGAGAAGGAGUAAUGUUUCAAUGAUUACAGAAACUUUGGACAAAAUUUAUAAUCUAGACUGGCUAAGUAGUGCUUCCAGGAAUGAGUGCACUGCUGCCGUUGGUUUAAAGUGGAUGCUCAAUCAGGGUGUGAUGCAACAUCAUGAUGAAAUAGUCGAGUAUUUCAAAACCAGAGGUGUUUCGGCAAUCUUUCUCUUCAGGAGAAAUCUUUUGCGCAGAAUGAUUUCAGUACUUGCAAAUUCCUAUGAUCGAGAAGCUAAACUGUUAAAUGGGAUCCACAAGUCUCAUGUUCAUUCACUUGAUGAGGCAGAGAAACUAGCUAGAUACAAACCCUAUAUCAAUGCUACUCUGCUGAUACCCAAUCUGGAGCAAGUAAGAGACACAACAACAAAAGCAUUAGAGUACUUCAAGAGCACCAGGCACAUAAUUCUUUACUAUGAGGAUAUAGUUAAAAAUCACACUAAAUUGCUAGAGGUUCAAGAUUUUCUGAAGGUUCCACAUAGCGAUCUUAGGAGUCGUCAAGUAAAGAUACAUAAAGGAUCGUUGUCUAACCUGGUUGAGAAUUGGGAUGAAGUCCUAAAAACUCUCAAAGGAACAGAUUAUGAAAGCUUACUGUUUGGAGACUAUAGGAGGUAAAGCUAAUGAUGUACAUAUCGUGUUAUACAUCUGACAUUUUUCCCAUUUAUUUUUAUAGUUGUAGGAGCCAACAGGAAUUCUACCCUGCUGAAAUUUUGCAUUUUGUUUUCAGUUUCUUGUUUCUGAAUUUUCUUUGUCGUCCCACCAAAUUAAUAUUUGAUUUAUUCUUUUCUCUAUGACUUGUUUUGGAGAAACUCUUGUAUUAAAGCUAAUUGAGAGAAGGAAUAGCAGUUCCAUGUUUUGCA